CAUUCUUAGAUGUCAAUACUCAAAAGCAAGAGUGGGAGAGACAUAGGAAUAUGGCAACCCAAUUGAACCAUUUGUUCAGAACUUCCAUUCUGAAACACAAGACACAACUAGAGGCCCCUUUUCCCACAACCACAAGAACCACAAGAUUUCAAGUCAUCAAUGCAACAUCCUCUACUAGAAGCAGUGCCAGACAGCUCAUAGAGUCUGGGACUGUGAGGACUAUAUGGCCAAAAGAUGCUUCCACAGCCAUGAACUCAGAAGGGUUCAUUCUCCUUGAUGUUAGGCCAACAUGGGAGAGAGAGAAGGCACGUGUGGUGGGGUCUUUGCACGUGCCAAUCUUUGUGGAAGACAUUGAUAAUAGUCCUAUAACUCUGCUUAAAAAGUGGGUGCAUUUUGGUUACAUUGGCUUGUGGACUGGCCAAUACCUCACUAAUGUUAACUCUGAGUUCCUUAGUCAAGUGGAAAAUGCCAUUCCUAGUAAGGACACCAAGCUUCUUGUGGCAUGUGGAGAAGGAUUGAGGUCAAUGACAGCAGCUUCAAAGCUGUAUAAUGGAGGUUACAGAAAUCUGGGAUGGUUAGGUGGAGGCUUUAAUCGUUCAAAGGACAAUGACUUCCCAGCAGUAGAAGGAAAAGAGAAGUUGCAGUAUGCUACAGUUGGGGGAGUAUCUUACUAUUUCCUUCAGUUGCUUAUACUUCUACAGGUUGUGGGUAAAGAAUAGAUUAUUGGCACAUAUUCUGAUAAGGUAUUAAUGUUCAUUGCUAUGCAUAGGGGAGUUUUAUUAAGCCAUGUUCACCUUUUGUUCUCAUUCAUGAGCAACUCUUGAACUUGUAAGCCUCUGUGGCCUUGUUUCAAUUACAUUUGCUAUUAUUCAAUUAUCAAUGUGAGGUCUUGUGUUUAAGUACUAUAUUUUCAUUGG
Molecule: messenger RNA, 917 nt
Organism: Gastrolobium bilobum
Lineage: Eukaryota; Viridiplantae; Streptophyta; Magnoliopsida; Fabales; Fabaceae
Product: rhodanese-like domain-containing protein 10
Exons: 2
Coding region: 51-719 (222 amino acids)
Cellular component (GO): chloroplast
Source: RefSeq, a predicted model, not a curated record